This is a messenger RNA of Pseudoliparis swirei, 1957 nucleotides long. RefSeq names its product fibulin-7. The transcript has 8 exons. The record is from RefSeq and is a predicted model, not a curated record. NCBI's taxonomy places the organism in Eukaryota, Metazoa, Chordata, Actinopteri, Perciformes, Liparidae. Gene Ontology annotation, molecular function: calcium ion binding. The coding region runs from base 60 to 1406 and encodes 448 amino acids.
ACUUCUAACACAUUUGAGGACUGAUUGUCAUCUGCGUGUUGGUUUGGACCAGUGGAAACAUGAUUGCUGAGAUUUUCAUCACCUUGUUUUGUUUCUGUUCGCUCCAUCCUACUUUUGGACAGGACUGUCCAAGUAGACAGGAAAUACAGGGUUCUCUGAAGCAGAUUCAGAAACUUCUCUCAACCCAUGAAGCCUCGUACUUGCAGAGUCUUCGCAACCUGAAGAAGAAAAUAAACCUGUUGCAGAGCAGCACUGGGAAGCAGACCACAAGAUCCAUCAACAGUACCACCUGCCCGAGACUGGACGGGCCCAUCAAUGGGAGGAAACUCGGCAAGUCACACGGUGUGGGCCAUGAGGUCCACGUUCUGUGUGACCCUGGUUAUGAACUUGUGGGAUCAGAGAGCAGGGUGUGUCAGGAGAGCUUGACCUGGGGCGGCCAGCAGCCUACCUGCCGAGACAUCAAUGAGUGUGCGUCUGCUCCGUGCCUGAAUGGUGGGACGUGUGUGGAUGAAGUGAACCAGUUCUCUUGUGUCUGUGCUAAAGACUGGGCUGGACUGACCUGUCAGAGCCCUGUGCCAACAUUCUUUGUCACCAUGACAAACACCUCUGCCGCCACCUCCCCAACCACGGCCGCUGCUGCCACCCUGCCGGCUGCCACCAUGGGGCCUUUUGUUCGUCCAUCACGCUGCACUUUAACGCAGGGGACCACCCACUGCACCUGUGAGCCAGGAUACACCAUCUCUGGCAGGGACAGCAACACCUGCACUGAUAUAGAUGAAUGUGAGCUGUUCCAUAACAGUCAGGCUGGGAAACUGUGUUUACAUGCUUGUGUUAACACACCUGGAGGCUACCGCUGUUCUUGUCCUAUCGGGUACAAUGUGACCCGCGAUGGACGCAGCUGUAAAGACAUUGAUGAGUGUGCCACCAGACAAAACAACUGCACAAAGGACCAAACAUGCAUUAACACGUACGGUGGUUUCCAGUGUGUCCGUGUGGACUGCCCCAAAAUCCCUAAUGCUGCAUAUGUCAAGACGUCGUCAAUGCGUUGUGAACGUAACCCCUGUCCUGUGGACAACAAGGCAUGUUCCCAGACCCCAAACUCCUUCUCCUACCAUUACCUGGCUGUCGUGUCAAACCUGUCAGCUCCUCGUGUCAUGUUCAGGGUCUCAGCAUUACGUCCAAUUGGAGACACGCUUCGCUUCUCCCUGCUGGGGGGGAGGCAAGCUCGGCGCCACUUCACAGUCCAGCGCUCAGACCGUGUGACAGGUCAGCUGAUGCUGGUGAACCGAGUGCAGGGCCCUGCGACACUGGAAGCAGAAGUGGAGAUGAGCGAGCUGGAGAGACGAGUCCAGAUGGGGCGGUACAUCACCAAAGUCACAAUGUUUGUUUCCCAGUAUGAGUUCUAGAGAGUGAACGUGGAAAUGGACUUACAGCACAGAAGUCUGGUUUGGAUUUAGCUAAAAACUCUUGACAAUCGGAUGUUUUGUGGUGACUAUCUUUAAAAUGUGCUUUUGCUAAAGAGGUUGCUGCAGCCAAGUGUCAAAGCUUGAGUGAAGUCAUUAUGAACGAGCAUACUGACUGAAGUGAUGAAGGGUAAACACCUGUCAGCUGGUGGAACACAUGGACGGGUUCUGAGUGAUAUAUCCAUAGGUUGAUUUAACUAGAAGAUCAAAAGUUUUGUGUAGAAGAACUUUAACAUAUUUAUUGCACAAAUAUAGAAAUAAGUGUAAGAGAUAUAAAAGGUGAAUGGCAUGAUGUAGCAAACAGUGAACCAGCAUUAAACUGGAGGAACUAGAAAAUAUAGACAGGCCAUCUAGAAAGAAAGUCAUUGACAGUCCUACGAUGUUGACAUGUAUAUUGAAGAUUUUGUAAUUCUCUUAAAGAUCAUGUUUUAUUUAUAUUCUGGUUACGGUACAAUUAUAAUAAAAUCAUUAAAACACCAUAUAAACCAUACAAA